AUGUGGCCUGCAGCUUUCCACGCAACGUCAAUAUCGCGCGCCCCGAUCAAAGACCCAUACAAGGCCCUAGGAGUCGGCAAGAGCGCCUCAGCGUCCGAUAUCAAAAAGGCCUACUACGGCCUCGCGAAGAAGUUCCACCCGGACACGAACAAAGACCCGCAAGCCAAAGACCAGUUCGCCGAAAUACAGUCCGCCUACGAGAUCCUCUCGGAUCCCAAGAAGAAGGAGCAAUACGAUCAAUUUGGCGCUGCCGCCUUCGACCCCAACGCUGGGCCGGGCGGCCCGGGCGGUGACCCGUUCGGAGGGGCGGGCGGUCCAUUCUCGGGCUUCGGAGGCUUCGGUGGAGGCGGUGGUGGUUUCGGUGGCCAGGGCUUCAACUUUGACGACAUUUUCAGCCAGGCCUUUGGAGGCGGCGCGAGGAGGGGCGGGAGGAAUCCCUUCCAGCAGGAGACGGCUGUGGUCGGUGACAACAUCGAGGUGCAGGCGACCAUAUCCUUUAUUGAGGCCGCCAAGGGGACGAGCAAGACCAUUACCGUCACGCCCCUGGUAUCGUGCGGCACCUGCAGUGGCAGCGGUUUGAAGGAGGGUGCAAAGCGCAGUACAUGCCAGAGCUGCGGUGGCAGUGGCACGCGGGUACAUUUCAUGUCAGGCGGUUUCCAGAUGGCUUCGACGUGUGGCGCCUGCGGUGGGUCUGGAUCGACGGUCCCCAAGGGCUCACAAUGCAAGCCCUGCAAGGGUGACGGCGUGGUGAGAGAGCGGAAGACGCUGACGGUGGACAUCCCCGGUGGCAUCGAAGAUGGCAUGAGACUACGGGUGGACGGUCAGGGUGAUGCGCCUGCCAUGGGUGCUGCCGCAGCGCCCGGCGCGAGGGGUAUCAAGGGCGACCUUUUUGUGUUCGUGCGUGUCGCACCAGACCAGAAGUUUAGCAGAGCCGGUUCCGAUAUUCUCUAUACGGCCACGAUACCCUUCACGACGGCACUGUUAGGUGGAGAGGUCACGGUGCCGACCCUGGAUGGCCAGGUCAAUGUCAAGGUUGCAACCGGCACGGCGACGGGCGACAAGAUGACCUUGGCUGGUAUGGGAAUGAAGAAGCUGAACGGCCGUCGCGGGGGUUCAGGGGAUCUGAAGGUGGAGUUCAAGGUGAACAUGCCAAAGUACCUCACGGCCAACCAGCGGACGCUCAUAGAAAUGCUGGCGGACGAGGUGGGUGACAAGACGGCGAAAAGGGUCAUGAUCAAGCCCUCGGGCGGGUCAGGGACAGCAACCAACAACAGUGCAUCAAAAACAGCAGAGGACCACCAGAACGAAGGGUUUCUGAAGUCAAUAUGGCACAACCUGACCAACCACCCAGCCCACCGACAAGGCAAUGAGUCCGACGGCAAGUCCGACGGCAAGACCGACGGCACGAACAAGACAAACGGAGAGAAGAAGGAAUAA
This is a messenger RNA of Diaporthe citri, 1437 nucleotides long. RefSeq lists its product as uncharacterized. Lineage: Eukaryota; Fungi; Ascomycota; Sordariomycetes; Diaporthales; Diaporthaceae. Gene Ontology annotation, biological process: response to heat; protein refolding. The transcript has 3 exons. Bases 1 to 1437 code for a protein of 478 amino acids. Gene Ontology annotation, molecular function: heat shock protein binding; ATP binding. Gene Ontology annotation, cellular component: cytoplasm. The record is from RefSeq and is a predicted model, not a curated record.